This is a messenger RNA of Xylaria bambusicola, 1854 nucleotides long. Its product is annotated as GroES-like protein. The coding region runs from base 299 to 1402 and encodes 367 amino acids. Gene Ontology annotation, molecular function: oxidoreductase activity. The record is from RefSeq and is a predicted model, not a curated record. Lineage: Eukaryota; Fungi; Ascomycota; Sordariomycetes; Xylariales; Xylariaceae. The transcript has 2 exons.
AACUACUGCUCAUUCAUAACAUGCGCUAUUGAUUGAAGACAGUUUAUAGUCGAAGAGGCUUAAAUCCGAAGAGCACAUCGGCUUAUAGCUAGUCUAUGACGUCGAAAGUACCAUCAUUCUUGCAACUUGAUGAAUAUUAAUCAAGGGUCCAGCAAGCAACCUAUCUGAAGUUAUCUCCUCAGCUAGGAGCUCUAUAUGUCCAUCUCCAGGAUUCCUCACUCAUCACCCCGCACGGGAAAUACAUCGACAUACUCACCACACAUAAACGGCUAGAAGACACAGAACGAGCUCGUUCGAGAUGGCAAAAUCUACCGACUCCUUACCUUCGGAGAUGCGCGCGCUCCAAGUCGUAGAGUUCAACGCGCCGUAUGAACUGCGCACGAUCCCGGUCCCCAAACCGGGCCCGCACGAUCUACUUGUCAAGGUCGCGGUGGCGAGCUAUUGCCACACGGAUAGUAUGGUCAGAGCAGGAGUGUUCAAGUCCGCGCUUCCACAGACGGCGUCUCACGAGGGCUCAGGGACCGUCGUUGCCGUGGGCGAUCAAGUUUCGUCGUUUGCGAUAGGGGAUCGCGUUAUGUGUGGUAUACCGCUUCAUCCUUGCGGUGAAUGCGAGGACUGCACGGGUCCCGUGGAGAGCCACCGGCAGUAUUGCGCGCAGAUCGGAGGUCAUAUCGGCGUUACGACGCAGGGCUGCGCUGCAGAUUUCGUCAUCGCCGAUGCGCGGAGCACGACGAAGUUGCCCGACUCUGUCACGUUCAUGUCCGCGGCUCCAUUGGCAUGUGCUGGGCGGACGAUAUAUCGCGCUGUUCUGCAGACGGAGUUGAAAUCGGGCCAAUGGGUGGCCAUUCUUGGUUCGGGCGGCGGCCUAGGACAUCUCGGAAUCCAAUUUGCGCGCGCCAGGGGGCUUCAGAUCAUAGGGAUUGACGCGCGGGACGAGGGUCUGCAACUCUCGAAGGAGUACGGCGCCGACGUCGUCGUGGAUGCUCGGGGUGAGAAGGCGGAUGUAGUGAAGAGAGUGCGGGAUAUCACGGGUGGGAAAGGGGUUGAUUCUGCCAUUGUGUUGGCGGAUCAUUCCGAGGCGCUCGCUGCUGCUGUCACGAAAAUGCAUGGCCUCGUCAUGCAAGUUGCCCAGCCAGAAAACCUCAGUAUACCUUUUGCGGAACUCAUCUUUCGCGACAUCAGGUUCAAGGGAACUCUAGUUGCUUCACCCAAGGAGAGCGAAGAGAUGGUGCGGUGCGUCGCCGGGCACGGCGUCAAAGUCCACACGAAUCCUUUCCAGGGCUUGGAGAGCAUCGAGGAACUGCUUGGCGUAGUGAAGAGUGGCAAGCUCCGCGGCAAAGCGGUCAUCGUGGUUGAUCCAGAGCAGAUUGAGGCUGAGAAGAGGAUCGGGGCUGAGUUCUAAGCCAUUAGGUAAGGCCGCGGAUGAAGAUGGUGGUGAUUGUGGGGAAGCGCGCGCAUGAAUGGCUUCCUGUUAGGAUGUUAGUGCGCUUGCGCUAGAUCGUCUGAACUACUUACCAUAAUACUUAAUUAAGUAUUACUUCCUAUGCACCUAUGUGGGUAUACUGGGCUGAGUUUUGAAGUUUCUAUUUUAUUGACUUGAAACUCGAGGGUUCAUGCAAUGGAUACCUUUGUCAUCCUAUGUAGAUCUCUGCUCAGGGGCGGAUUACCAGUAGUCGAAAUUACAAGUAUGUAGCUGUUAAUAAUUCCAUCGUCGCUGACCAGGCGAAAAGGAAUUCACGAUAUUGGAAACAAGACCUGUUCUUUCGCGCCAUAGUUCUUAAAUCUCCUUAUGAUAUGUACUUGAAUCAAUGAUGUAUAUGACUAUGACUGAUAAUCCUUCAAGCCUCAGUAUCA